AUGGGACGAGAAACUAAAGCCAUAUUAUUCAUUGUUUUCUUCGUAAAAUUAGCACGUACUAACAACCAGGAAGAAACGCAACAGACAAAACCAGAUCCUUACUUUCAAGAAUGGAGAGAAAAUGCGUGGCAAAGACCAAGUCGGUGUCAUGGUAAGUUAGGAAACAAUUAUGAAUAUUCAACUAAUGUGUUGGACACAUGACGUCGAGAAAAUUUAUUUGGGUUUUGACUUUCAAAUAUAUUAAAAAAAUUUUCUUUCAGUGCAUGAGGAUAUUCUUACCUUAUCAAAUAUCCGUGAACGUCAGCGUCUGAUAAAAACUGAUUAUUAUUAUUAUUAAGCACAAAAACUUUAGUCGUAAACGUCUUUAACUAUUAUAGUUUACUUAAACUGAAACCAUUUUGUUUUAUUUCAGUAUGUCGACUUCUGGUCACAGAGCUGUACGAUUCAUUUAACCGAACUAAUAAAAAAGACAUUCUUCACACAGGAUAUGAACUUGAUGACCGAGAUGAGAAGAAAACGAUAGUUUAUGAUAAAUCGUAAGUAUAUAAAUCUGGUGGAAAAUAAUUUUGCACCUGUCUCGUUUCGUAAUUGUGUACGCGUCAUUGGUUAAUUGAAAUAAAUUUGAUAUGGAACGAGGAACCAUUGAAUUUCUGACUUUAAACACUAGUGUAGCAAGUUGCAGGUUCCUACGAGUCUCCGGGUUAUUAAAUUUAGGUGCUGUAGAAGAACACAGGAGCGGGCAACAUAUAUACACACUUAGUGUUAAUGCACGCAGCUCUGUUUUGUAAACGCUGCAGUUUAUCAGAAAGUGUGGAGCCGAUGCCGCCCCAUACUUCAUGUGAAAGUAAGUGUCAAAGUAAGGUUGCACUAAUAUAUAAGCAGUUAUAGUAACUGAGUUUCAAUUAUUUAACUUUUUUAGUAUAUUCAAACCUCUGUUUACUUUACUAGUUGUUAUUGCGUUCACCUGUUCAUUCCAACUUAGCGUCUUAUCUAACAUUAGACGCAAUAACUUAACCGUUUUAACUAGUCGUUUGAUUUUUUCUGUGCCGAGAUAGAUUGGACAAUCUGCUUCUUUUAAAUUUAGCCUUUGAUAAGAUCCUAUAAUCAUAUAUUCUGUUUUCUUAGUAUUUAAACUGAGUUUAUUUACGGUAAGCCAGUCAGAUAGAUUUUUAGGUCAUUAUUAAAUGCGUUUGUAAUAGUAUUUAUUAUAUAAGUACCGAGAUUUAUUCAUUAAAAUAUCAUUGCGUAAUAAUUGUACGGAAUUUAGCCGCAGCCAAUCAGCGACGUGAACGAUGAAAUUUCACAAGUGAAACAAUAUCGUUCGUGCCGUUUGAUUGGACGAACGAUAAAGAGCUACUUCAAUUUGAAAAUCAAAAUGGCUGCGAGAUUUACGGUCGCCAGUUCUGUUGACAAUUUUAUUUCAGAAAAAGAAAAUAAAGCUACCUAGCAAAAAAACAGAACGAGAUGUAAUACUAUUACACUCCGACAGCAGAACUAAACGAGUACGUUUCUGAGUUUAUCAUUUCGGUCAGAACCAAAGACGGGAAAGAAACUAUACCCUCGUGCAAGAAUUAUCAACGAUUUAGCUUUGAGAAGAAAACAAGAAAAUCUCUCCAGUCAGAGGUUCAAAUUAAUAAUUCCACCAAAUAUUCUACGUUUUAAAUUAAUAAUAUUAAUUUAAUUAAAAACUUUGUCAUCGUGAAGGAAAUGUCAGUAGUUAUGUACUAUUUAAAGCACGCAUAAGAGUGUUUUAUCACAUAUAUAAAACACGACGCGUAGCGGAGUGUUUUAUAUGUGAUAAAACACGACUACAAGUGCUUUAAAUAGCUUCAAAAACGACUCAUCUUAUACAUGUUCAUUGGCGAAGUAAUUUUUAAAAUAAACUUUGUCUAAACCGAGAAAAUAAAAGCUAAAGUUUAUGUAAAUUAACGUGAUUUUUUAUCACAUGUAAAACCACGACACGCUUAUAAUUUUUCUUUGUGUUUCGCUCCUGAAUUAUUAAAGAGCUUUUGAAAUAUAUAUAACAAUUAACAAACAAACAAACAAACAAACAAACAACAUCAUGGUUGGUUCGCGAAUACCAUUUUUACUCGCUCGUGAAUUAUUAUAAGCUCACUCGUUUGCUUGUAACAAUCCACACGUGACUACAAAUCGUACGCGCUUACAAAACAUAAUUCAUGAAGUAAUCUCUAUAUUUAUGAUAUAUAGCCUGUCAGUGAUUUCUAGUAGUGCAGUUUGGAAUGACCAGGUCUGAAAUCAUGUUGGGAGGUGUACUAAGAUAAUAUAUAGGUUCUCAUCUUGUUAAUAUAAAUGAGAGUUGGUUAUGAGCAAUCUUUUCGAUUACUUUAGCAAUAAUUGAGAUCACAGAUAUUGAUCUAUAAUUAUUCACGUCCUGUUUGGGUCCAUUUUUGUAAAUUGGCGUCACUUUGUCACUCUGGUAUGUUCAUUAAUUUUCUGGUUCUAUUGGAAUAAGUCCAUAAGAAAUUUUAAUUAUACUGUGUUGGCAUCGGUUGAAUCCUUAGCAAGGUCAAUAUUAAUAUCUCCCAUCAUGAUACUUUCUUUGUCCUCGCGAUCAAUAUGUUGCAGUAGUUUUUCAAAUUCCUUGAGCUUCUCAGUAGCUGCGUUUGGUGCUCUAUACCAGGUUUACGUAUUUACAAUAGUAAGAGUUUCAAUUUCGUUGUUGUUCGGAGUAGUACUUUUUAUGGUCAUGACAAAUAGGUUACUGGUUAAUUGGCAUCUUCCUACAAAAUUCGUGGAUGAUACUUCAGCCCUCGAGAUUAUUCCUAGGGACUCUAUCAGCCUCCUUAAUUUUGCAGUCUCUGAUAUACAAAAGUACUCGUUAAUUCAGUUUUUUGUAACUGCAAGAGAGUUCUAAUAAACUAUUAUUUCUGAUAUACAAAAGUACUCGUUAAUUCAGUUUUUUGUAACUGCAAGAGAGUUCUAAUAAACUAUUAUUAUUAUUAUUAUUAUUAUUAUUAUUAUUAUUAUUAUUAUUAUUAUUAUUAUUAUUAUUAUUAUUAUUAUUAUUAUUAUUAUUAUUAUUAUUAUUAUUAUUAUUAUUAUUAUUAUUAUUAUUAUUAUUAUUAUUAUUAUAAUUUGGAUUAAAUAUCAUUCUACCUUCAACCAAAUUCCUUCAAUGCCAAACUGUUUCUCGGAAAGCCCUAAAGUCGUCGCCAAAUGAAGCAAUCAAUAACCUUUGGAAGGAUACUAGCAAUCACAAAAAUGUACAAUAUGACAAAUACAAAAACACCAAGGACGUAUUAAACACCAUCAGGGAACAACAUGAAGACAAGCUUCAACACCACCUCAUUUCACAAGGCUCAUUUUUCUCCAAUAUCAUUAAACAUUCUACACUCUCAUUCAACUCUAUAUGGUCCUCCGUUCAGAGUAAACUUCCCAAGAAUAUAUUUAACUUCACUAUCCGGUAUAUAAAUAACACUCUUCCGACUCGUAAAAACCUUCUGAAAUGGGGAAUAUCACCAACAUCCGAAUGUUCGUUUUGUUUGAAUCCAGAAUCACUUCUUCACGUCGUCGCUGGAUGCAAGACCUACCUAAAUGAAGGACGUUUCACGUGGCGUCAUGAUUCGGUGCUUAACUUCAUAGCAUCCAUACUUAAAUCUGUGAACCAUUGUAACCUUUAUGCUGACCUUCCUGGCUAUAUCAGUCCAUCUGUUAUCACCGGAGAUGAAGUGCGCCCUGAUCUUUUGAUAACACUUGAAAACAAAUGUAUUUAUAUACUUGAACUUACCGUCGGAUUUGAAUCUAAUCUCCUCACUAAUGCAACUCGAAAAAGACAAAAAUAUCAAGAUCUAAUUAACGAACAGCUCAAAAAUUAUGAAAAAGUGAAAUUUGUAAAUUUAUCGAUUAGCUCAUUAGGAGUUUUCAGCCACCCGUCGCUAGAUUUCACCGAAAUGCUGAAAGAUCUAAAGUUUGAUGAACAAUGUAGAAAGUACUAUGUUCGGAAAAUUAUUAAUAUAUGUAUCAGGUCCUCGUAUUAUAUAUUCUGUAAGCGUAACAAAGAAUGGGAUAACCCACAACUAAUGUCAUACUAAUAUUGUUAUUAUGUAGAGUGUUAAUUCAAGUAGACACUGGUAAACUACCUGUAAAGAGAGGUUUAUCAUUGUAGUGUGUAUAUAUAUUAUUGAAAGUAAUAAAGUUUCCAUUAUUAUUAUUAUUACAAUCCGUACUUGACUACCACCAUAUCCCUGAUCAUAUAAAAUUUGUUAUAAAAAGUUUAUAUACUGAUUUUCAAACCUCGAUAAUUACCUCUGAAUUCCGCGCUCCUUUUAUGACAGUUGGCCGUGGCGUAUUGCAAGGAGAUUGCCUCAGUCCUCUUCUUUUUAACAUGUGCUUCAAUACAUUCGUUCAGCAUAUCAAAGCUGAAAAAUACCGUCAAUUUGGGUUUUCCUUCAAAUUACUAAAUCCCAUCCACUGGUUCCAGUUUGCUGAUGACGCGGCUGUAAUUACUGGCCAAGAAUCCGAAAACCAACAUCUAUUAAAUCGAUUUUCUAUCUGGUGCCAAUGGUCCGAUAUGAUUAUCCGAGUUGACAACCUUUGGCAUUAAAAAAGCCAUCUGUACCUUUGGCAUUAAAAAAGCCAUCACAAAAUCAGUUCAGUACUUGCCAAAACUCCUCAUCGGCAAUCAACUAAUACCAAAAAUCUCUAUUGGAGAAUCGUUUCAAUAUUUAGGACGUUACUUUGAUUUUCACAUGUCGAAUGAUAAUCAUAAAACUGAACUAACCACCCAACUUAAUGAACUAAUGACUGAUAUUGACUCAAAGCCACUACAUCCCAAAAAUAAACUGCUCCUCUACAGUCGCUACGUCUUGUCCAAGUUAGCCUGGCACUUCACCGUCGCAACACUCUCUAAAACAUGAGUUACUGAAAAUAUCGACUCUAUUGCCAACAAAUAUAUCCGCAGAUGGCUUGAUGUACCAAUAUCAGGAACACUAAGUACUGUCUUUCUAACAAAUAACAAAUUUGGCCUGAGUAUUUAUCCUCCAUCUGUAAAAUUUAUCCAGUGUCAAACAAUCCUCCGAAAAGCUUUAAAAUUUUCUCCUAAUGAAUCAACUAACGACCUGUGGAAAGCAACCAGUAACCAUACUAAUAUCCAAUAUGACGCUUAUAGCUCUGCUAAGGAAGUUCUCUUAUGUAGCGGUAUAUUGUUCCAGAGUUUGUUUUUAAUAUUUAACUGUACAUAUCAACAAACAUUUAGACACUUUUUUAAUUACACCCAAGGAACAGAUUAUUUAAUAUAGCAGGGCCUUUUUUAAGGAUUUUCCCGUGGGGGGGGGGCAUUUUUUGAAAAGGGACCUUUCUGUGAGAUAAUAUAUUAGAGGGGGAUAGCAAUGGCUGAAAGCCACGUGUGUGGCAAAUAUACCACGCAUGAAUGGGGGGUCUGGGGGUGUACUCCCCCAGAAAAUUUUUGAAAUUUGACUCCCGUAAAUGUCAUUUCCUGCAUUCUGAGCAUCCAAAUUUGCUCCAAAAUUUAUCCUAACUAUACUUUAUCCUAACUAUAUAAGGAAGAAACACACAAAGAGUAAAAAAAAGAUAACCAUCAUUUAUCAUUACUUAUUAGAGGAGGAUAGCAAUGGUCAGGUGUGUGGGGGUGUACUCCCCCAGAAAAUUUUUGAAAUUUGAACCACAGAAAUGCCAUUUCCUGCAUUCUGAGCAUCCAAAUUUGCUCUAAAAUUUAUGCUAACUAUAGUUGUAUUUGAAAUAAAAGAUGGAAAAAUGCACAAAAAGUAAAAAAGAAUAUUAACUGUAAUUUAUCAUUACUUAUUCGGAGGGAUAACCCAAGAAAAUUUUUGAAAUUUGAAACCGUGAAAUGCUAUUUCCUGCAUUCUGAGCAUCCAAAAAAUAAAAAAAAAUAUUAAAAAUAAUUUAUCAUGGCUUAGUGGUAAAAAAAGUAACAAUUUAAAUCGAUUUUGUUAAACAAGAACAAAGGAUAAAGCCUAAAAUUACUUUCCGUUUAUCUAUUUGUUAAUCUUCGCUGGAUUGUUUGUAUAAUUUUAGGAAAAAGGGCCUUUUCCUGGGGGGGGGCAAAAUGUGAUUUCGUGGGGGGGGGGGCACAAGGGGGGACUGGGGGGGGCAAAUGCCCCCCAGCUUGUAUGCUAAAAAGGCCCUGUAAUAUAGUCAUUGAUAACAAAAGAAUUAUUGUAUAAUAAUGAAAUGAUGAAUAAAGUUAUAUUAUUAUUGAUUAUUAUUAUUAUUAUUAUUAUUAUUUUUAUUAUUAUUAUUAUUAUCAUUCCACAUCCAUAUUCAACUCUUUAUGGUCAUCCGUUCAGAGCAAACUUCCGAAAAACAUUUUUAACUUCACCAUCCGAUAUAUCAAUAACACACUUCCAACACGAAAGAACCUAUCAAAAUGGGGACUAUCAUCAACAUCCGAUUGCUCUUUCUGCUCCUCACCUGAAACGUUGCUCCAUGUGAUUGCUGGAUGUAAGACAUAUUUAGACGAAGGCCGGUUUACAUGGCGACACGAUUCUGUUUUAAAUUUCCUCGCAUCCACUCUUACUGCUGUAAAAAAUUCCACACUUUACGCGGACAUUCCUGGUUUUAUGAAUCCAUCUGUUAUCACGGGAGAUCGUUUACGACCUGACCUUCUGCUGGUGACUGAAAACAGAUGUUUAUACAUCCUCGAGCUUACAGUCGGUUAUCAAUCCAAUCUGCAAGUUAACGCCAAUCGUAAGCAUCAAAAGUACCGUAAUCUAAUCAAUGAGCAGAAAGCAGAUUAUGAUAAAGUCAAUCGAUCUUCUGAAAUGGCCGAUCUUCUGAAAAUUUCGAUGGCAUGCUAA
Molecule: messenger RNA, 6797 nt
Organism: Paramuricea clavata
Lineage: Eukaryota; Metazoa; Cnidaria; Anthozoa; Malacalcyonacea; Plexauridae
Source: the annotation of a GenBank genome assembly